Molecule: messenger RNA, 2839 nt
Organism: Chiloscyllium plagiosum (whitespotted bambooshark)
Lineage: Eukaryota; Metazoa; Chordata; Chondrichthyes; Orectolobiformes; Hemiscylliidae
Source: RefSeq, a predicted model, not a curated record
GCAAAGGAGGCAGAGGGAGAGAAAGAAAAUGUCAGCUUAACCAUCUCAGUGCCCGAGGUGAAACUCACUCCAGGACUGACUCGACUCAUUUUAAACUUCAAAUUUCUCAAACUGUUUAAAACAUCCUUCCCCACCCAAAGUAUUUUUUUUAGAAACUGCCUCGAAAAUUGUAACCUCUGAUGAUUUCUCACAACCUUUCCCCCUCCCAGUGUCCCUGCAGAUAAUAGGAAUCAAAUGGAAUUAAGUGAGUUUUUUUUCCCUGCUUUUGAAAGGGGCGCGGAUUUGGAAGACACGUCACCAGCUGAAACAGACUCUCACUUUCUCUCGCUUUGCUGCCUCUUUCUAUUUGCAAUUUUGUUUUGGGGAGGUGGGGGCGGAGAUGUGUUGGAUUUGUAAGAAGGAGUUGUGAGGGGAAAGCAGCCCCCUCCCGACCCCCAUCAUCUACACCACCUUCCAAAACAAAAAAAAAACCCCACACAAGUUGCAAGUUCUUCUCCAGUGUUAGAAGGACAGAGUUGUGGGGGGUGUCGGUGUGUCCCCUGUGUGAAGGAUGCAUUGGUGGCUGUGGUCCGCAGCGUUUCGACCAGACUCGAUUCGACUUCACAGCCGUGGACAUGGAACACCUCGGCCACUUCACCCCACAGGACUGACAGAGCAAUCGGAUCGAUUCUAAUCGACUCGUUUGAGAUUCAGGACUCCGAGGAAGCUCCACGCUAAAGCGAGUCUGUAUUUUCUAUCUGAUAUACACAUCCAAAAGCCAAGCCUCGUUUGCUGUUAGAACAACUCCCAGACGGGACACCGUUCCUGUUCAGAAAGACUGUGUCUGUUGGAAACAUGCACUGGAAACGGAGGCUACCAUUCCUUACACCUCCCAGGGAUGUUAUGAAGGAAAAGUUACUUUGAGAGAGAGCGAGGUCAGUUCGUCGCCCGUUCCUUCAGUCAAACAAGACUCAGCAGGCAACAGUUUGCUGUUUACAGAUGUCUCGGGGUUGGUCUAAAUGCUUUCACCUUUUAAUUGCAUCGUUUCUGGGAGGCAUGGAGCAGUGUUGUGUGUGAAGGAGCCUCUCCUCCCUCCUGAGCUUUCUGGACGAAAGCUGUAGAAGCGCCUUUGGGACUCUGCUGUUCAGCACCUGCUUACCCAGGGUCUCACGCUUUGGAUGUGUCCCCUCUGAUGUCUCAGUUAGAAUGUGUGGAUCCAAACGCUGCCUGGUUUUGCACAAGGUCUGUGAGGUGAGCACAGUAAUGGUCACCUUCCUUUACGCGAUGGUCAUUUUGUAUGUUGGAAGCUUGAAGGCCGCCCCAUUGCAAUCGAACAGCACGGCGCAAGGCCAGGGAGCCCUGGGUGAGGCGCUGGCCCGUGACCUGCGACUCAGCGAGGACGAGACAGACGGCGACAGCUACUCCCUGGACGACGUGCUGGGCGAGGUGGCGACCCUUGGGCCCGAGGCCUCGGGGAAGGAGUGGGACCUGUACUCUCCGCGGGUGACCUUGGCCGCCCAGCCUCCUGGCGUCCCACCUCUGCUCUUCAUCAUGGAGGAGACGCUGGGCCGGGCAGAGAUGGCGAACCGGACGGUGCGGCUGAAGCGGCAGGCCCCGAGCCCGGGCGCCGGGGGUGUUGACCCUUCCCGGAGGGGUGACCUGUCGGUGUGUGACAGCGUCAGUCGCUGGGUAACGGACCGCCGGGCGGCAGUAGACGUCCACGGUAAGACGGUCACCGUCAUGAUCGACGUGCCUACCUCCACUGGGCCCCUCAAGCAAUACUUCUACGAGACGAAAUGCAAUGAGCGAUCCUCAACGGCACAGGGUGGGUGCAGGGGUGUCGACAAGAGACACUGGAUCUCCGAGUGCAAGACCAAACAGUCUUACGUCCGUGCCCUCACCAUGGACACUCAAAAACGGGCGGGUUGGCGCUGGAUACGCAUUAACACCUCUUGCGUUUGCACAUUAAUUAACCGGACUGGCAGAAUAUGACCGAGCCUUACCCCCGCUCCUGUCUAUCCCCUUCCCCCUCGUCUAUUGGUGUUAUCUAUGUGUUUUUUUUGUAAAUAUAUAAAAUAUAUAAAUUAUUUCACUUAAGUUUAUGGAUUGCAUGUACAAAAACAAACCCGAAAAGGACCUUUAUACUUUGAACGAUUGUAUUUAUUAAUCCUGAAUUUGCAUAUUGCGACUGUUGUAUUAACUUAUUGUAUCUGAAAUAUAUUGUUCUUGGGGAAACCGCAACGUGCGAUCACAGGCGCUUUCAGUUUUUCAGGGAGCCAACGCAGUCAGACGCGUCAAAAACCCGAAAGAGCGGCGGAAAUCAGAAACAAUAUCAGAAACUGCCGGAAAAGCUCAGCAGGUCUAACAGCAUCUCUCGAGAGAAAUCAGAUUGACAUUUUGGGUCCAGUGACCCUUCGUCAAGAAGGAGACAGACUGAGAGGUUGGCAGGCAAGAUGUAGAGGGCUGCGGGCGAUCCAGGGGCAGAUGGGAUUGGAUUAGGAGGGCAUCAAACAGGCACGGUGGACCAAAGGUACUGUCCUGUCCCGUCCCGGGGUCACAAUGUCAGCAGGAGAGAUUUUGCCAGAUCUAUUUGCCUUGAGGGUGAAUCAUAGAAUCCCCACAAUGUAGAAGCAGGUCAUUCGGCCCCUUGAACCUAUACCAACCAUCCAAAGACCAUUGCCCCCAGACUCACCUGAUCCCUGCCCCUUGUAUUUCCCAUGGACAAUCUACCUAUCCUGCACAUCACUGGACACUAUGAGCAAUUUAUCAAGGCUAAAUCUCCUCACUUCACAUCUUUAGACUGUUGGAGAAAACCCACGCAGACACGGGGAGAAUGUGCAAACUCCAAACAGUCACCAGA